Anopheles stephensi (Asian malaria mosquito) is the source of this 1348-nucleotide messenger RNA. RefSeq names its product inositol monophosphatase 1. Gene Ontology annotation, molecular function: inositol monophosphate 1-phosphatase activity. NCBI's taxonomy places the organism in Eukaryota, Metazoa, Arthropoda, Insecta, Diptera, Culicidae. Gene Ontology annotation, biological process: signal transduction; inositol metabolic process; phosphatidylinositol phosphate biosynthetic process. The record is from RefSeq and is a predicted model, not a curated record. The coding region runs from base 383 to 1207 and encodes 274 amino acids. The transcript is spliced from 4 exons.
AUAACAGCAUAUGGCUUGUUGGCCACCACUGGCCCGCAUUGAAGCUGUCAUUUUGACGUGCGGUUUGUUUACACAACAAAACCAUUCCCAUGUUUGUGAUAAAAGAUUAGAAACGGUGAUUGUGCACCAUAGGAAAACAUAGAACAGCAUUCACCUAAUCUAAAACCGAAGUGGACGCAAGAGCACCCGAACUAUAGCCGAAGAAUACCGACAAGUGCGCUUUCGAGGCUUUGUUUUCUUGUGCGAUUGUGGUAUGCAAAUCGGUCAGUCUGUGUGAAGCACGCAAACAGUAAACAAUAGCAACGGUACGGGUGAUAACAGCCGAAGGAAUUACUUACCUGUUAAUUGAUAGUGCUUCUGUGCUGUGAAAUUACACUCCCCGAUGGCGCUCAAUCUGGACGAAUGUUACGAGCAUGUGCUCGGACUGGUGGAGACUGCUGGAAGUCUAAUCGCUUCCAGAAACUCCCAGCGGAAGCGCGUGGUAGAGAAGUCAAGUAAUAUCGAUCUGCUGACCGAAACCGACCAACAGGUGGAGCGUAUGCUGAUGGAAGGUAUUACGGCCAAAUAUCCGGACCAUAAAUUCAUCGGUGAGGAAGAAACGAGCGAAGGGAAGAAGGCGGAACUAACCGAUGCACCUACCUGGAUUAUCGAUCCGGUAGACGGGACGAUGAACUUUGUGCACAGCUUUCCCCAUUCGUGCAUUUCCAUCGCGCUGCUGGUGGAAAAGGUGGCAGAAAUUGCCAUCAUCUACAAUCCCAUCGUUGGCCAAAAGUUUACCGCUCGCCGUGGGUUGGGUGCGUUCCUGAACGGUAACCCCAUACGUGUGUCUGGUGAGACGGUUUUCGAACGUGCACUGGCAACGACGGAAUUUGGAACCUCUCGGGAGGAGGAAAAGACACGCGUUGUGCUGGAAAACAUCGGGAAGCUUGUGCGACGAAUUCACGGCUUGCGUAGCCUGGGAUCGGCUGCCCUCAACAUGGCGAUGGUGGCACUCGGCGGAGCAGAUUUUAACUACGAAUUUGGCAUUCACGCCUGGGAUAUUGCGGCCGGGGAUUUGCUGGUCCGUGAAGCAGGUGGCGUGUGUCUGGAUCCUGCCGGUGGUCCACUGGAUCUAAUGUCACGACGAGUGCUAUGCGCCAGCUCUCAAGAACUUGCCGAUAAGGUGGUAGAUGCCUUAACGCAAUUCUAUCCCGAACCAAGGGAUUAAAGUGUAGCCAUGAAACUUUAUGUACUUCCAACCUAACAAAGCAAAAAUAAUUAUCCCUCCCCUUACUGUACUUACCUGUCCCUAAUAGCCGUGCAAUACAAAGUUAAAUAAAUAAAUGUUACUCCAAAACACACGCAACCA